Molecule: messenger RNA, 7706 nt
Organism: Stylophora pistillata
Lineage: Eukaryota; Metazoa; Cnidaria; Anthozoa; Scleractinia; Pocilloporidae
Product: putative ATP-dependent RNA helicase DDX60
Biological process (GO): signal transduction
Cellular component (GO): cytoplasm
Molecular function (GO): nucleic acid binding; protein binding; ATP binding
Source: RefSeq, a predicted model, not a curated record
AGUCGUCGUUCAACCUUACUUUCUGGUGAACGUGUAGUAUUCAAAGCUUCCUACUAAACCUUUGAUGUUUUGUAGCACGGUGAAAGAGUUAGAAAAAGAAGAUCAUUCUUUUGAAAGUCACAGGGCUUUAAAUAGCUGCUACGCCCCCGGGCCUCGACGAAGCUGCUUCUCAGGAUGGCCGAGGGAAGCGAAGCUUAUUCAACAUCCUAUUCGGACUCAGAUUUUCCUAUGGCUGACUUAAGUAAUAGGGAAAAUGACAGCGAUUUCAGAGAGGACUCUGGUGCGGAUGACCACGGCUCGCCAACAGAGAAUGAGUUAGAAGAAUUAGGUCACGAAAUUGCUGAAAAGUGGAUGAAACUCGGGCGUCGCCUGGGGGUCAAGGAUCCAAAACUACAGGAUAUAGAACAAAGAUACGAGCAGCUGUGUGAGAAAGGAUACCAAAUGUUGAUACACUGGAAACAGGGGUAUGGAUCCGCAGCAACUUACCAAACUUUGAAUGCGGCAUUACAGCAUAAAUCAGUGCAGCGUAAAGACUUGGCAGAAAAAAUUUGUUGUAAAAAUGGUGGUAAAUUGAAUAUUCAUGUUGCGGUAGAAGACUUGAAACCUAAAGAACCCGAUACAGAAGGAAGUGUGUCUCAUUCAGGAAGAGAAGAUCCUCAUGCACUCAGAGCCCUGAGCUUAAUUGCUAUGAACUACCUCCAGACCACACCACCACAGUCAAGUGAAGAGCGUACUGAGUUUAAGGAAUAUUUGAGAGAAAUGAAGGUCAUCAUUACAGGUGUCUAUGUAGGAAGUUUGAUGAUAACAGUGAAGUGUGAUUCUCUCCAAAUCUUGGAGAAAUUGUGGGCAGAUUAUUCAUGUGGUCGUCUUGGUUCAAUGGUUCAAAGUUGUUUUGUGACUGAAAAGAUCUUGAAGGAACUGAACCUAGCUGAGCUGAAGCUGAAAACAACAAUGGAUAUAGAAGAGUACAAUGCAAGGAAAGUUUAUUUUGAGAGAGUUGCACUCAGAGAUUCUUUGGGCUCUCACUCACACUUCAUAAGUUCUGAAGAUCAAGCACAUUUGGAAAGCUGGAAGCAGAAGACAGAGGUUGGGGAGUCAGAUGUGAUGAAAGCAGAUAGAGAGGACGGAGAGAUCCAACUUGAAGGUGAAGGCGAGGAGAGUGAUGAACAGGACGAGGAAGUGGAAAACGAAGGAGAGUCAUUAUAUAAUGAGAUUGCAGCCUCAGAAGAACCAGCGGCGGAAGAUUCUGAAGAAAAUGAGCUCUCUUUCAAGAGAUUUGGGAUGGCCGAAGGAGGUAACGAACGCUAUCCCACCUCUGAUUCUGACUCUGAUAUUUCCAUAUUUGACUCAGAAAAUAGCGAAGAUGAAGAAGACGAUGGUGAAGAACUUUCGGAUCGAGAAGACGCUGAGAUUCAACUCGAAGGUGAAGGCAAAGAGAGUGAUGAAAAGGACGGAGAAGUGGAAAAUGAAGAGGCGUUAUUAUACAAUGAGACCUUAGAACAACUAGCGGUGGAAGAAAACAAACAAGAUCAGAAUGAUCCUAAACUGCCACUUACUGUGAACAGGAUUAUAGACUGUGUCAGAAAUUCUUUUUACGGUCACAGAGUUAGGCCACAAUACAUCAACAUCCUGACAGAUUUUGUUGAUGCAGAAAUUUUUCUUAUCGAUGGGGACUCUUUGCUGUUGGAGCUUCUUUGCGAGAACAGUUUAGAUUGGCAACAUGGCGGAGAGUUUCUGCAUCUCACCUAUCUUGUGGAACGCUUUCUCAAAUUCUUUACCGAUAAAGGUGGUGUUUUUCGUGUUAUCUUCUUCAAAGAUUUGGAGAUCAUUUGGAGAAGUCGACCUUCCAUGUUGCUGGCACGACAAGCUCUAAUUCUUCAUCUUCAAAACAAUACACGCUUCACUGUUGUCACAUCAGUAUCAAAUUUUUGGCACGAGGGCUGGUCAGACUACAUUGAUAACAGUACGCCGGCUUUUCUGAUGCUAACUGACGCAGAAAACAUUCCGUGGAAAGAGGCCAGAGAGACCAGAGAGCUGGAUUUGGCAGUGGAGUAUUUCUUCCGCUGCCUUCUGUUACAUUCUCUUGGACAAAGAUUGAAUUGUGUAUUCAUAUCAGGCAUUGAUAUGACUGCGACAAAAGUUAUGGGAGACUUCGUCGAGUCCACGUCAAUACAUAGGACGUAUUUCAUGCAGUUUCGAGACCCAAUGAUUAAAACAUGGCAAAUUUUGAUGACAUAUUGCAAUCGUCAAUUCACUCACGUCAGUUUUCCGGUAUCGUUUCAAGAGGGUCAGAUUGAUGUUAAAUCAGAAAUUAGGGCCGCUCUUCAAUCUCCACCACAAGGCGGCUGCCGAGAGCUUGCCACAGUCCUGACUUGUGCGCAAGUCCUCUGUAAACUCCUUAGAGACAAUGACUCUUGUGAGGAAACUGUAAAGAUUGCCCAAGACAGGGUAAAACUUUUCCUCCUUCAUGCUGCACUGCUAAGGAAACUUUCACUGAAAUACAGAGCACAUAGGACCUUGCUAAAUGAAUUCUGCGAGGAGAAUGAUGGCAAAGUUUUUCCCUUCGACGAGAUUUAUACAGGUUUAUGGAAGAUUCUAAAGCUGGUGCAAAUCGCUUUGGAAGACGCACACCGAGACGAGAGUGUUAAGAUUUCAUUGGACAUGUCUUCAGUAGCAGACUUAGUGGACGGACGCUUGGUUCAUGUUCUCUUCUUUUGUCUUGCGAAACAAACGUCCAAAAACUCCGAAGAACUAGGUCUGCCUGAGGAUGUGAUAGGAGAGGCAGAGUGUGCGUGGAGGAAAGUUGUUACGCUUGCAAAUGGAUCACGUCAUUCGAAUUUGCUCGAAUCUCAGUUUUUCCCUAUGUUUGACGGGAUUGCUACUGGCCUUCACCGAGUAGAAGAGGGCAAUUCAGACGACGAUGCUUGCUUACAGCUCAGGAAGCUCCUUGAAGUGGACAGUGCUCUUGUAAAUGAGUAUGCUGGGGAAAUCAGAUCAAGAAUUAACGCCAUGGCUGGAGAUGAGGCUGAAAAUGAAGUAUUCAACAGUGGUAAGGAAUUUGACGAACUCUACCACUGGCAUACUCUUAAGCCACUUACCGAUGAUUUUGAAAGGACGAAACAACAGUUUAAAGACAAGCCUCCAACCGAUCCAAGAGAGAGAAAAUCGUAUUUUAUAAACAAGAUGAAGCAUGUUCGCUAUCAUAGACUUUAUGGCAACUCACUCGUUGGUGGCGUCGAUAAUGCAAAAAUUAUUACCGUCACCGAAGAUGGAUCAAGGAAAAAAAACGGAAAACACAAGGAUUUAAAGAUGGGGAAAAAGAAGAAACAGAUCAUUGAAGAAAAUGAACGAAGGAUUCAAGGGCAGUUGAAAGAGAAAGAUGAAGAAAAGUGGCAACAUUUUAAAAAAGAGAUUGCUAGCAAUCUGAAGAAAGACAACCACGACACUGUUCUUCAGUUGGUCGAUAAGUACCUCGCAGAUGGCAAAUCUCCAGACCUUCGUCUUUAUGCACUGAUGGAAAAAGCAAAGACUUGUAUGGCAGCCUGGCAACACACAAGAACUCUUGAUCCUGAAUCUAAUGACCUGAAAUAUCCUGUCCUUCUGAUGGAAAGUGUUCAGAAAAUGGCAUAUGGCUACCAAGACCUUCUCACCGUUGAAUACAAAAAGAAACUGUCUGGAUUUAUGCAGAAGCUAGGGUUUAGUGAUAUCGCAUCCAUGUUCUACCAUCGAGCUGAAGAACGUGAGAGAAAGACUAAAGAGCUAUAUGUCCACUCUUCAAGCGUAAGAUUCCAACUCGAGCACAUGGGCCAUUUGCUGAAAAAGGCCGAAAGAACUGACCCCGAUCCCAGGGUCGACCAUUUUAUUCCAGAUACAUGGCAGCGUGAACUUCUUAACGCCGUGGAUAAAAACGAGUCAGCAAUAGUUGUGGCACCCACCUCGUCAGGAAAGACUUACGCCUCAUACUACUGCAUGGAGAAAGUGUUGAGGCAAGACAACGAUGGUGUUGUGGUCUAUGUUUCCCCAACAAAGGCCUUGGUGAACCAAGUUGUUGCUACAGUUUACGCUCGCUUUCAUCGUAAACAGCUUCCAGAGGGUAGAGCAGUGUAUGGUGUUUUCACGAGGGAUUAUCGAUUCAAUACGUUGAACUCUCAGAUCCUUGUUACAGUUCCACAGUGUUUGGAGAUACUUUUUCUCUCACCUCGUCGACAGGAUUGGACAAAGAACGUUAAAUACGUGAUCUUCGACGAGGUUCACUGUCUUGGUCAAGAGAUUGGUGCUGAAGUCUGGGAGCAUCUACUUUUACUUAUUCGUUGUCCCUUCCUGGCACUCUCAGCAACCAUUGGAAAUCCAAAUGAUCUCAUGGAGUGGUUGCAAGCUGCUCAAGACUUUCGUGAACAGCAAGACAAGCUACAAAAUGUCAAGCUGAGGGCGUCGUACAAAAUAAGGCUGGUUACUUGUCCUGAGAGGUACUCAGAUCUAGAAAAGAGCAUAUACCUUCCAAGUCCCAGUAAUGGUGAAUUUUCAAGUGAGUCACAAAAAUAUGAAGGUACUUACGAUCUCAAGGGCACGGAAGAGUUUGUUAGACUUCACCCAUGCGCACAGCUCGGAUUCAAACAGUUGCGAGAAAAUUCUUUCCCUGGUGAUAUGGCUCUGACUCCACGAGAAACUCUGCAGCUGUAUGACGUCAUGGUUCAGCAGUGGCCUGAAAAGGAAUCAUUACAGAAACUUUUUCCAGAGAAAUAUUUUUUGGGAACUGAGUUGAUCCAGAAGGACCAUGUUCGGCAAUACGAGAGUGAGGUAAAAGCAGAAUUCAAGUCCUGGGCGGAUGAAGGGCAGGUGGAAAAGGUGAAAUCUGUCAUUCGAUGGUUAAACAAGGAGUGCUUACAAACGGGGUUUUCAACUGAGGAGGAAUGGAACAAGCUGGAAAUGGAUUCAUCUGGCACACGUUUCAUCCUGAAUAAUUUCACAAAGCUCGUUGACCAGCUGAGAGCUCAAAAUAAGUUGCCAGCCCUGGUUUUUAGUUUUGAUCGUCAGCUGUGUGAAGUUCUAGCUGGAGAUCUCACUUUGCAACUUGAAAAACGAGAAAUGGAUCUAAAAGCACGAGCUGGCUUGAAAAGUGCAAAAGGUUUGGAAAAGAAGCAAGCUAAAGCUGAAAAGAGAGCGAAGAGGAGAAGAGAUAAAGCUGAGAAGCGCAAAGGAAAAAGCGGAGUCAGUGGCCAUACAGAAGAGCAAGAUGAGACGGAAUUUUCAGUGUUGAACAGACCUCCACGAGAUCUCCACGAGACUGAGCUGGCCGUUAAACAUGGAAUUACUCACGAGGAUUUGAACAAAAUCAUGAGUCGCAUUCAAAAGCACGCAGAGAAGACUCAAGGGACAGCUGACAAGAAAAACAUCAAAAGAUUGAUGAAUGAAGGAGAAGAUCAAGAUGAAGAGGAUUUGGAUAAGCCUUUACCUGAAUGUACACUUGGCUUUAGACACGGAAUUGGAAAUGAGGAACUCAACAAGAUCAUGAGUCGUAUAUGGUCAAUGCACAGCAGGAAUCCAUUCAAGCGCGGCUUGAAACGAGGAAUUAGCUACCAUCAUGCUGGAUUAAACAACAAAAUGCGAAGCGUCGUGGAAAUGCUCUUCAGGGAGAGGUAUCUUCAGGUUGUCACGGCAACAGGAACCCUGGCCCUUGGUAUUCAUAUGCCCUGUAAGACAGUUGUGUUUGCUGGAGACUCUCCAUUCCUUAACUCGCUACAGUACAGACAGAUGUCUGGAAGAGCGGGUCGAAGAGGCUUUGAUCCCGUGGGAAAUGUUGUGUUUUUUGGACUCCCUUACCGUAAAGUCCAACGCCUCAUCACCGCAAACAUCCCAAAGCUUGUGGGAAACUUUCCCAUCAAUGUAUCGCUGGUACUGCGCCUGCUCCUGAUGACGUCAAAAGGAGACGAUCCACAAGAUGCGUUAACUAAGGCUCUGACCCUGCUGUGUCACCCUUUCAUCUGCCGAAAACACCCUGAGAUGGAAAGCCAAAUCAAGAAACAUUUCCUAUUCAGCGUUGAACUUCUUACCAAAUUGGGUCUUGUAAAAAUAGAAAACGGAGCUCCGCAAGAGAUGGCAGGAUUAGCGGCCCAUCUUCACUACCAUGAACCUUCCAACUAUAUUCUGGUCAGUUUUCUACGACGUGGUCUCUUUCACAAGUUUUGUGAGCCAGGGACAAAUGAUGAAUUUUCUCAGGAUGUAAUGAGAAAGAUGGUGCUUGUUAUAAGCCACUUGAUUGGAAGAAGAUUUCUCCACCCCUCUCUGAUGCGAAGAAUUUCAAAGUGCUCUGCUUCAAAAGUGAUAUUGGAGCCUCUUCCAGAGGAUUUUGCUGAAGCUCUGAGCGACUACAAUCGUCAGGUCACAAAUAUUUUCAGCCAGUACCUCGCAACAGUUGCUAAGGACCUUGAAAAGGAAAGCGGGGAGGAUAUCAAACUUCCCUUGUCGGGUAUAGAAUUUCCAGGAAAAGUGAGCAUUGCUGAAGAAGACCUUGACAAGUACCAUGCAUUGAAAAUUCUCGCAAACACCUCUAUUCCGUACUCGGCCUGUUCUUCCUUCGCCGCACUGUCAGGAAAUACAGACGAACAGCUACAUUCUUCCAAAUCUGCAUCAGCUGAAACCCAGGAGUCAGAAGACGACGAAGAAGAACCAAUAGAACAUUUACUCAAGAUUGUUCGUCAAGAUGUCUACACAGACGUUAAUGUCGUGCCUACUCUUUCAGUCAGUGGUUCUCGACGCUUGAAUGCGUAUGCAUUGGACUUUUUCAAACAUGGAUCCUCUAAAGUUAUUGAGAGAGACAAUGGUAUCAAAUCUGGCGAGGUUUUCACUGCUCUGAAGGAUUUUUAUCUGACCAUUAAAUCAAUCAGCACUUCAUUGGAAGAGAUGGGUCCUGAAAACGACAAUGUAGUACGGGCGUUUAAACAACUGGCCCGGGAGUACGGAGAAAAAUUCAAUAAACGGUUCAAUUCUGACAUAUGAGACAGUUUGGACGGAAGACCUAGGUAGUCUAUUGGUUUCUGCACUUAAUUCAUGUUGCAGAGGCCUCUGCCCACUCCGGCGAACUCUGUCAUCCUGAACGAGCGUAGACAGUCUCUAAAUUUGACUCUUAACCCUUUCAAUCUCUUAUAAUUAAAGCGAUAAGCACUUUAUUUCUCCCGACAGAAUCCCCCCAGAAUCAAACAUCGAGGUCAUGAGGAUAAAAGGAACUAUCGUGCACGUGAACUCACGAUGCUCACGACUGUUCCACAAAUCCUCUUUAGGAGAUGUAUAGAGUACAGUAUGGAGAGCUUGCAUACUAAUGUUAGGGUUUUAAUGGAUAAUGAGAUGAUUGUUCAAGUUGUUAGUAACACAUUUUCCACAGGAUGCAGAAGCAUUAUGAAUGAUUUAAAAUAAGGCAUCCAUCAAUUCGAAGUUGCAACAUCCCCCCCCCUCGGGCAUUUGAACUUUUAGAAUGUUGGUUAGUUCACAUCCCCUCCCAGCCAAAAUUGCGUUCAAAUGCCCCAAUUAAUUCCUUACCCAACUCGGGCAAGGUUCAAAUUCCCCAUUCCCGUCCGGGCACGGACGACAGUCCAGGUAGCCCGUGGGGGAAAAGGGAUGUUGAAGCUUCGAAUUGAUCGGCAGAUAAAUUUGGCGUGAAACCUUGGCCCACCAUUUAAAACUAAUGAAAUAAUAAAAUAAUGUAUCGCUUG